UAUGUUUACAACCCGCUGAUUGAAUAGGAUUGACUAUAAUGUUCGCCUUCUCGCGUGUACACUAAAGCGUCGUCUGCAGUCAAUAGCAGACGAUAAUACACGCGCUCUCGAGGGAAGCAUUAGCAGACGAUUUCCGGAAAAGCCCAUAGAGAUGUGUAAGCGCCGAUAGAUUGUAUCAAAGGUGGAUGUGACAACGCAUGCGGAACACACAAUACGGAACACGAGAACGAAGCGUGCCGAGUGACCACAAGUGUAUACCAUGAAGGUAUUUCAACCCGGUUGAAGAUCGUGUCUCCACUGAAGCUGAGAUGGUUUAAAGACAAUACAACCGAUGUCCUCCUGUAGUUCACUUUUGAACGCAUCUAACCACUGCAUUGAUCAUACCACAGUACCUUUUCGUCUCAAACAUAUUUUUGUAACAGAAGAUGACAGUCAACGCUUUAUGCUCAACGUGAAUAUUUCAUGUAUCCACACUGGCUUGAUAAAACGGUUACACAUGCAAAUGACCCUUUCCUUGGCGUCCGGUGGAAUAUAUAUCUACGAGACACAAUAGGUCUUAGAACGUCAAUGGCCUCUAUUCCACAGGGAGUAUUCAAAUAAGACCGUCUUCCUUUGACAUGGUGUUACAGUGUUCACAACUACAACCAGCGUUAUCAUCUGGACUUCAGGCAUGUAAAGUGCUGUGCGAACAGGACCACCAUAUGUUGGUUACAUCUGUUCUAUAAUAGGGAUAACACCGACCACCUACAUCUAUGAGAAAUAUUACGGAGUCAAAGCAACAUUUGUUUGACAACAGUUCGUCCAUGAUACCAGGGAGUAAAUCCUGAAGAGGUGUGACUGACGUUUACAAGUAGUUUUGGUUAAGGUCAACACAAUUAUCACAUCACAUUCGUGAAGAUCUUAACCUACCCUGGACCUGGCACGGAGAUUUAAAAUAGUGUGCAAACAAUUGACCAAUCAAGAGAAACAACUACUCUGGAGUAUAAGUUGGACCUGCCGUAGCUCUGACGAUGGAACCUGGGACGAGACGUCUCAUCAUCCUUGUUGUUAUAAAUGUAUUCUACCUCUGUAUGGGAGGCGUUAUCUUCUCCAAACUGGAGGCGGAAGCAGAGAGGACCCGCAUGGGCACUUUACGAAGUCAUAUUGAAGAAUUCCUGGGCAAUAACUCGUGCGUGUCACGAGACGUGCUGCACGAGCUGCUCAAACACGCGAGCCAGGACAAGGAGCUUGUGUCUUACGCCGUUGAAAACCGAACAAACCUCGACAGAUGGGACUUCGGGGGAGCUUUCGGCUUUGCUGUUUCUGUAGUAACGACAAUAGGUUUCGGCAACAUGUCUCCCAGUACCAUCAUUGGGAAGAUCGUGUGUGUGUUUUACGCCAUCGUCGGGAUCCCGGUCACAAUGCUGAUGCUGAGUGGACUUGGUCAACAACUAGCGGGCCUGUCCAACAAGGUGAACCAGCUGAAGCUGUGCUCACAGAAGCCUGUGGUCAACAAGGUCCUCAACAUGGUCCUCAUCAUCGUGCUGGGGCUAGCGCUCAUGUUCGGACUGCCUUCCUUUGUGUUUCAUAUCGUGGAGGGAUGGGACAUCAUGGAAGCGCUCUACUUCUGUUUCACCACGCUCAGUACUAUAGGAUUUGGAGACUAUAUUAUCGGUAUUCACGAGAAGAAGAUAUCGGCAGGCCCAGCCCGUGAUGCGUAUGAGAUUGCGGCGUAUGUUUGGAUCCUUCUUGGGUUGUCCUAUCUGUCUCUGGUCAUCAAGUACAUCACAGACGUGCUGGUUCAGAACGCCUCAAAGAUGGAGAGAAAAACACUAAAGAGAUUUGAAAAUGAGAUUGGUCGCUUGGACGAACUUAAGAAUGGCGUGGUACCAAAUUUGAGAAAAAAUAAACUCUCCAAGUCUAAUAGUACGAACAGCGUGAGUACUGCGCACGACAAGAAUGUCCAGCUUGUCAGUAUUAACCAUUUGUAAUGUCCAUCUUCAUCACUGGACUUUCAGUGUUCAUGACACGACUACCACCGCAAACAACUUUAGACGGCCUUCAGUUUUUGACAUCUGUAUCAAACAUUAAAUACGUCAUGUCAGCGUUUGAUCUGAUCGGAACAACAACUUUAGACCUCAUUGUGUCAUAAGUCAUCUGUAUGAACCAUCUAUGAUAUCAUACCAAUGUUUGAGCUGAUCGGAACAACAAGAAGUAUGAACCAUCUAUAACAUCAUACCAGUGUUUGAGCUGACCGGGA
Messenger RNA from Haliotis rufescens (red abalone), 2239 nucleotides. RefSeq names its product potassium channel subfamily K member 10-like. Gene Ontology annotation, molecular function: potassium ion leak channel activity. The record is from RefSeq and is a predicted model, not a curated record. The coding region runs from base 1011 to 1970 and encodes 319 amino acids. Gene Ontology annotation, biological process: potassium ion transmembrane transport; stabilization of membrane potential. The transcript has 6 exons. Gene Ontology annotation, cellular component: membrane. NCBI's taxonomy places the organism in Eukaryota, Metazoa, Mollusca, Gastropoda, Lepetellida, Haliotidae.